This is a messenger RNA of Phalacrocorax carbo (great cormorant), 764 nucleotides long. NCBI's taxonomy places the organism in Eukaryota, Metazoa, Chordata, Aves, Suliformes, Phalacrocoracidae. The record is from RefSeq and is a predicted model, not a curated record.
ACACCAUUCUCCAUCCUGCUGGUGAAGCCGGAGCAGGCUGCAGCGAGAUGAGGACCACGGGGCUGAGCCUGAGCCUGGCCCUGCUCUGCUUGCUGCGCGUGGAGGCUGAGGUCCUUGGGGCUGCGGGGCUGGACAGAAGCAAGAUUGCAGGGAAAUGGCACAUUAUUGCUCUGGCCUCCGACUCCGAGAGCUACCUCCAAAAGAAGGAUGAGCUGAAGAUGGCAAUGGCCACCAUUGCAGACUUGGGGGAGGGCAACCUGAAGGUCUCCUUUGCCAUUCCCAGCCCAGAGGGAUGUAAGAAAUCGGAGAUGAUUCUACAAGCAACAGGCAUCCCGGGUGAAUAUUACAGCUCUGAAAGAGGCAAUAAAACAGUGCAGGUGGUGGAUACCGAUGGCAAGACAUAUGCAGUUAUCUUUGCCUCCAGAGUGAAGGAUGGGAGGACCUUGCACAUGCUGAGGCUCUACAGCAGGACCCGGGAGGUGAGCCCCAAAAUCACAGCACUGUUCAAGAAGCUUGUGAAGGAAAAGAGCUUCACUGAUGAGAUGAUCAGGAUGCUGCCCAGCCAGGAGGAAUGCAGCCUUGAUGAAGCAUAGGAAGUGUGGACUGGCUUGUGGAUGCUCUGGCUGAGCAAUGCAAGACCCACGCUUUGAAGCUCCAGGCUGCUGCUCUGCCACCCCUCUUUUGAGCUCAAUGGUCAAGGCUCUGACACGUUUCCUGCUCCUCCAGCACCCGGUCCCUCCUUUUUGCCAAAUAAACAGAAACUU